CAAGUUUCGUAAAAAAAAGAAAUUGCAGCAUGAAGGUGUCGAAGGCAAUCGUGGCUCUCGCGGCGCUGUGCAUGGCGCUAUUGGCCCCCGCAGCGGGCAGCAAAGAACUCACAAACAUCGACGGUGAUUUGAAUAACCGUCACUUGCGUCAGGAGAGCGCUGAGCUUGCUACUACGCCUGAAGAGAUAGGAGUGAAGAAGGACUCGAACAACCCGCUGCAACGUCGCGAUCAGGCCCUGGUAUCCGCCCACCGCGUGUACGAUCCAGUAUCGGGGCUGGCCUGUGCGCUUGUGGGGGAUUGUAUGGCGUGUCCGACGUCCGAGAAGGACGAAACCUUUUGUCGCGAGACAGGAUAUCGCCAGGAGCUGGACUGUCCUCGACCGAAAGACCCUAAGGACGCAGCGCUCCUUACCAAGCCAGAGGAUGAGCGUGAGAUUAGGUUCAAGGCGUGCUCGCCUGCAGAUACAGCUCGGCCAGGCGUUGAGGUGGUGAAAUUUGAGGUAAGGAAUGUGUUGUCGUGACUUCUACAGUAGAGGAUAGAGAAUUGAUGCAUUCGGUAUGUAAUGCAGGCGCUGAUGUCAGUAAUACUAACGGUGUCGGUUUUAUUGCUCCGACGUGAGCGAGGGAACCAUAUGAGCUCGUUUGACCUACGGAAAGACCCACGACAACGUA
Phytophthora infestans T30-4 is the source of this 672-nucleotide messenger RNA. RefSeq lists its product as uncharacterized. The transcript has a single exon. The record is from RefSeq and is a predicted model, not a curated record. NCBI's taxonomy places the organism in Eukaryota, Oomycota, Peronosporomycetes, Peronosporales, Peronosporaceae. Bases 30 to 521 code for a protein of 163 amino acids.